UGAGAGAAGGGCAAGAAGUCGCCAGAUCAGCGCCUCUUCCUCUCUGCAUCACCGGUUCUCCUCUGAGCGCAGAGUCAAUCAGAUCCACACGGCCGAGGAGACCGGCAAAGGGCCCGCUGUGCUUCGCCGGGCUGUGCUGCUGUGAGGAAGCCGACAGACGGACAGACAGACAGACGGACCAUCUCAGUCAGUCAGCGAGCCGAAUCAGCGGGGCUGACUGAUCUUCCCCAUCGCAACUCCUUUUUGCUCUCUAUCGACGUGGCGAAAAUGAAGCCGCGGGGUUCAUUCGGAACCGAAAUGGCACUCAUCGCUGUCGUCUAUGCAGUUUUGAUUCAUGUGAGCGGGCAGGCGCAGCCAGACACGAAUGCACAGACACACAAGGGAGGGAGGGAGGGAGAGAGGGAGAGAUACACACACAGACAUCGCGUGAUGUGUUGUGUGCAGGUUGCCGCCAGCAGCAUCAGGGGGGGAUGGAACAGGAGGCUACAAGGUGCGACGAGAGAAGGGCGACAGGAUGAACGCCAGUCAGCGGGUAUCUGCAGUGGCUCUCAUCAUGUUGUCUGUGCCUGGCUGUCUGUCUGUCUCUGUUGAUCGGUUGAUCAGUUUCUGAGGGUCCGCUGCGUGCUGCUUAUACUUAUCCCGAUGUCCGGCGGGAUGACACCGUCGAUGAGCUACACGGGCAGCGCGUUGAGGACCCUUACAGGUAGCCCACCACUGAUUCACAUUCCCGCCCGCCCAUCCAUCCCGUUUGUCUUUGUCACGUACCGUACAGGUGGCUUGAGAAUCCGUCAAGUGCCGACACGCAGCAAUUCGUGGCCGAUCAGAAUGACGUCUUCAGCGCCUACAUCGAUGGCAGCUCCAUCGGCGUCGAGGCCAAGGCCCGCAUGAAGCAGCUCAACAACUACACCUCACUGAACAUACCACAGAAGAUAUUCAUCCGCGACGCCGAGACCGAUGAAAUCCUUCGCACCAAGCUCAUAUGGGAGAUGCAGCGGGGGCUCGAGGACCAGGCCAGGGUCUACAUCUUUGACCUCGAGGAGCCCAACGUGGCCGGGGUGGACUUCAACAACAUCACUGACGAGGAGCUGCUGACGGAGGAGAGCGUCUUUCUGGACCCCAACAAGUGGUCUGAGGACGGCACCAUCGCCCUCACAUACACCAAAGGGUUCUCGCCGGACGGACAGACAUUUGCGUGAGCCCCUCACACACACGAACGGGACCACAUGGUAUGGUAGAUGGAUGGGAUGCAUCAUGUCAUGUGUUGUGUUGUGUUCUCUCUCGUGUCGUGUGUGUGCAGGUAUGGCAAGAGUGAGAACGGCAGUGACUGGGUGUUUGUGGAGUUCAUGGAGACGGAGAGCCGGGAGCCUCUGCCUGACACCAUCAAAGACGUCAAGUUCAGCAACGUCGUCUUCUCGCCAGACGGCAGGGGCGUCUUCUACCAGAUGUUCCCAAGACCUGAGGGCGGCGACGACUCGGGCGAACUCACAGACUCGAAGGUCGGCAACUGCACUGCACUGUCCGUGUUGGGGGAGAAAGAUGGCGCCCUUCUGUGUCUAUUGGGUCUGCAGGUAAUGUACCACGUGAUGGGUACGGACCAAGCAGCAGAUUUGGUGGUCGUCGAGACGCCCGAGCAUCCCACCUGGGUCAAGGGCGUGAUCGUGACACCAGACAGGGAAUACCUGAUCUGCAUAAUAUCCAGAGGCGCUGAGAGGGUCAGUCACUGCCCACACACCGAGACACACACACAGGCACCACCUCCUGCCCUGCAUGCGAUUGGUGUGUGCAGACGAAUGCCUUGUGGUACGCCAUGAUCGACGAGAUCCCUUUCAUGGACGGCGGAGAUGAUGGUGAGUCCAAGGUCCGCGACUACUCCAAGACAGAGUGGGUGAAGCUCAUCACCAACCCGGGCGAGCACGAGUACGAGCUGCUCGCCACUAACGGCACCAUCUUCACGCUCAUCACCGACUUCAAGGCGCCCAGGAAACGCAUCAUCCAGAUCAAUAUCGAGAAGCCAGGUGGGCGAGCUGCACUGGCUUGAUCAUGGACUUUGGUGUGUGUGUGUGUCUACGUCAGACGAGGAUGAGUGGAUGGAGCUGGUGCCUGAGGGUGAGGACCUGGCGGUGCUCGACGAAGCCAUGGUCGUCAACGAGGUGAUUAGGGCAGAAAAGCCAGCUACACUGCUUGCCUGCACAAAUGUCGCUGUCCCGCUUGUUUUCCCGUGCAGACGAUAUUGCUCGUGUCUUACAUGAAGGACGUCCACAGCAUCGUCAAAUACUACGACCUCACAACAGGUGGGCGGGGAUGCGGGCGGGUCGCCGCACCGCCUCGCUGAAGCUGACGUGUUGGUGUUUGUGUUGGUUAGGUGAGUUCCUGGGUAACAUUGAAUUCGACCUGGGCACUGUGAGUAUGCCUCACGGCUGGGGAGCAUACCGGGUCAACUUCUACGAGCCAGGUGACUAUAUGCAGCACACACAAAGAAGAUUGGGAGGGGAACACACACACACACCACACACACACACACACACAGAGAGAGAGAGAGAGACAUGGGCUUGUGUGGCUGUGGUGUGCCGUCAGAGAUCUUCUUGUCAAUGAAGGACUUCCUCACCCCCACCACCGUCUACCGCCUCGACUUCACGCAGGAGGAGGCCACCAAAAACCUCUUCAGAGAGACAAAGGUACAUCCUGGCGACAAAAGACACUCACACAAUACCUCCCAAUGCUCUCUCUCUCUCUCUCUCAGAUCGAGGGAUACGACUCGUCUAUAUUCGCGGUCUCCCAGGUCUUCUACAAGAGCUCCAACGACACCGAGAUCCCCAUGUUCAUCCUCCAGUCAAAAGAAGCCGCCAGCGGCGCCCCCUCCCCCAAGCCGUGCUUCCUCUACGCGUACGGCGGCUUCUCCGUGUCCAUCCAGCCGUCCUUCAUCACCAGCGCCCUCAUAUUUGUCGAGAACUUCGGGGGCAUGUACGCCUUGGCCAACAUCCGGGGCGGGGGGGAAUACGGCGUCGAAUGGCACCUUGCUGCAGUGGGGGAGAAACGACAGGUACGUAGGUGCCUUGGCCGGCCAGCUGUGUGAUUGCCCUUACCCUGUUUGUGUGUGUGUGUGUGUGUGUGUGUCAGACUGCUUUUGACGACUUUCACAACGCUGCUGAGUUCCUCAUCGAGAGCGAAUACACUACAUCAGACCAGUAAGUAUGCAGCCAAGACCACGGUGGUUUCGGACAGCUUCAUGCUGACUUCCCUGCGUAUGUGUGUGUCAGGCUGAUGGUCCAUGGGGCGUCGAACGGCGGUCUGCUGAUGGCCGUGGUGGCCAACCAACGGCCCGACCUGUAUAAGGUCGUCAUCCCUGGCGUUCCCGUCAUCGACAUGUUCAGAUACCAUCUGUUCACCAUCGGGGCAGCAUGGUCAGUCUGUCUGUCGUGCCCACUCAAAAGGGGAUGGACAGAGGGAGCAUUCGUGUGUGUCGAUGCGCAGGAUUCCCGAGUACGGCGACCCGGAGAUCUCCGACCACUUUGACUGGCUCAAGGAGUGAGUGGGAGGGAGCUCAGUCAGGCACACGUGUGUGUAUGUGUGUGUGUGUGUGUGUGUGUUGUGUCAGGUAUCAUCCGCUGCUGCAGAUCAAGACGCCUUCUGAGGAGCUGGAAAGGCAGCAGUACCCUGCCGUAAGUCCAAGCACUCACGGCAUUGACGGACAACGAUGUGUGUGCUGUCGUUCCCAUCGACAUAUAUCUGUGCCGUCAGAUCCUGGUUCUGACGGCCGAGUCCGACGACCGUGUCGUCCCGAUGCACGCCUUCAAAUACGUGGCGACACUGCAGCACCAGUUGGGCAGCAGCGAUCAGCAGGAGAACCCCCUCAUGAUCCGCAUCGAGACUAAAGCGGGACACGGUGCGGGCAAGCCAAUAUCCAAGGUGUGUACAGAAUAAUACACAACAACCAACUCACAUGGACAUGGACAUUGACUCACAUGUGCCCGCGCCUCAUCCAUCUGUGGUCUGCCCGCCUGCCGUGUCGGUCUGUCUGUCUCAUCUCCAUCAGACGAUCGAGCAAUGGGGUGACACGUUUGCCUUUGUGGCCAAGGCCAUCGGUCUCAAGUGGACGCCGCCAGUGCGGGGGAACGCGACGGACACCGAAGACAUCAACGGUGGGUCGGAGCAGGAGCAGGUCAUCGUCAGUAACGGCGAUGCCUACACGAACGGAGGCCGGUGAUAUGAUAUAUGGGACGGAUGGGCGGGGCGGGGCGAUAUCACAUGCGUCCAGAUUCUGGGCAUGGUGGGAGGGGCGAUUGCGUGUAUGUGUGUAUGUGAAUUUGUGCACGUGUCAUGUUUGUAGUGGUGCGUUAUGGUGUGACUCGGGGAGGCAGGUCCGUAGGGGGAGGGUUUUAUCUGUCUGUGUACGUGUCGUACAUACGUUGUGUGUUCGCGUGUCUGUCUAUUGCUGGGGACAUUUUUGCGUGGUGAGUCCCCCUUGGCCCAAUGGUAAUGGUAGGUACUACGUCUCUCUCUACGGCUGCAAGGUUUUGAAACGCUGCAGGCGGCCGACAUGAACCCGUGUCGGCCGACCGAUACACAGAUAGAUAUCCGUCACAGACUAGCUAUAGCCAGCACAUCGAUCGCUUUUUUGGGGCUGGCCAGCCAGCGAGCAGACGCGCCUACUUCGGCUCGGCUCGGCUCGGCACGCCCCCACCACAUCCGUCCACUCGCUGAGAUCUCCGUUUCUGUCUUGUCUAUCGCAGCCAGGCAUAUUUGUGUCUUAUCUGUUUUCCGUUGGUGUGUGUGUGUGUGUGUGUGUGUUGGCGGAAGGGGUGGGGGGUGUCGACCGACCGACCGACCGCAGCUAGCCCCUUCACGCCACGUGCCUUUCGCGGCGCCUUCAUGAGAUGCCUGUGAAGGCAGCCACCAGUUGAUGUGUAUCCAUUUGCUGCCGCCCGGCGCCGCAUAGACUUUUUUCGCUUUUUGCGGCGUGUGUGUUGGUGCGGCGCCCACAUGCUGCGAACGUCUGUGUGGAGCGAACAGUGAGUAUAUUGUGUGUGUGUUG
Molecule: messenger RNA, 5032 nt
Organism: Vitrella brassicaformis
Lineage: Eukaryota; Vitrellaceae
Source: the annotation of a GenBank genome assembly